Molecule: messenger RNA, 1345 nt
Organism: Mytilus trossulus (common blue mussel)
Lineage: Eukaryota; Metazoa; Mollusca; Bivalvia; Mytilida; Mytilidae
Exons: 4
Coding region: 98-805 (235 amino acids)
Molecular function (GO): protein binding
Source: RefSeq, a predicted model, not a curated record
CACAGUCUAGGUUACAGUAGAUGACUCAUUUUCACAUGACUAUUUACGGUUGAAUAACCUGGAUCAAAGUCCAAUAUAUUCAACAAAAUACGCAAACAUGGAGAAGUUCUACUCGGUGAUAAGUUUACUAUUGUUUGUUGUGGAAGUUUCAUCCAUCGCAAAAUACGACUUGAAAUCUGUAUGCAAUGGUCCGUCACAGCUGUUAACAAUACCUACAGAUGGAGACAUAUUACUAUCCCAGUCCUCAUCAGAUCCUCUGCUGCCUAAUAAGACAUGUGUUGUGUCUAUUUACAAUCCCAUGACGAAGUAUCCCGGGAGAGUAUUGGCAUAUUUUGAAAGUUUUUCUACAGAUAAAAGUAAAAAUUGUGUCAAUUCCCGUUUGGACAUUUUUGAUGAACGUGGAACAAGUGGAAAUAAGGCUCUUACAGGUCCAAAUGGUGUUUGUGGUGAUAGGGAGAGUCUUGAUGUAUAUUAUAAUUCUACACAGCAAUACAUGACAUUCAGUUUUAGAGAUGUAAACCAAACAUCCAAUUUUAAAGUCGUGUUAACAGCAGCGCAUACAGGUAUUUGCCAAAAGAUUGAGUUCGGUUGUGGAAAUGGUUUUUGUAUCGGACAACAUCUAGAAUGUAAUGGUUACAACAACUGUGGAAAUGAUAUCGACGAACUGGCAUGCGUCGUGGCACUAGCUGCCGGAAUAAUCGUCGUCAUUAUAAUUGGCUCAAUUUUGGCUAUCAUUUGUAUCGUCACAGCAAUUAUGUGCUUGGUUUGCCGUCCACGACGUAGGAACAUAUAUACAAGGAUAUAAAAAUAUGUACUAGAAAAUAAGUGGUUGAUGAACUCAUACUAUUGUCCUACAACUGAAAGCAUAAUAUAUCUGAGGUUUGAGGGUUGGGAUUUUUCUAACUAUAUGAAGGCAUGCACAUAUUUGACGCUGAAAUACCGGGGUAGGUUUCUUUUUGAAUUGUUAGCUUUCUAUAGGUUGUAAUUUCGCCUCGACAAAAUGUCAAUUGGUCAUAAGUUUUCAUUUUUCAACUAUAUAUAUGCAUACUUGCUCCAUUAUCCAUUUACACCAAAUCAAAGUAUAUGGUUAUGAUAAGAAGAAUAUUUAUUGGUCGUGAUUUCAGAUGACUAAAGAUAUGAUUUGGGAUUGUUAAAAAUUUAAGCUGCAUGUCUGUUUCUGAAAAAUUCAUGUUAAGAUCACUGCGCCUGCCACCCCUGUCCUAUAUGAAGAGGUUGUUUCAUACCGAUUUGUGUGAUUUGUACUGCCUUUAGAACCCACGCUAUAUCGGACUUAAAAAUAAGCGUUAUUUUAUUGUAUAUAUAGAUCUGGAAAAUGUGUAUCAUU